This is a messenger RNA of Aspergillus nidulans FGSC A4, 1830 nucleotides long. RefSeq lists its product as uncharacterized. The coding region runs from base 1 to 1830 and encodes 609 amino acids. The transcript is spliced from 4 exons. The record is from RefSeq and is a predicted model, not a curated record. NCBI's taxonomy places the organism in Eukaryota, Fungi, Ascomycota, Eurotiomycetes, Eurotiales, Aspergillaceae.
AUGAUAAUCGAUCGUUGCUGGUCUUGUUUCUCAGUCACAAGAAUCAGGCCAGCUGUGCGGUGCACAGACAGCCUUACAGUCUCAGGAACUGGUUUUCUUACGCAGCGCGGCAAGUCAAUACCUCUCAAGUUAGAGUUCGAAUCUUGCGAGGUUCGGUUUGAAGGAUGGUUUACCCAGGUGGACCAAGCAAAGGCUGCUACACAUGCCGUGCACGCAAAGUCAAGGUUCGGAUUCCUUCUAAUGAGUGGAGGCAUGACUGAUUGGCAAGAGCAGUGCGACGAGGCGAGACCGAUCUGCAAGCGAUGCAUUAAGGGAAACCGCGUGUGUGGUGGUUAUCGCAAUCUUAAUGACAGAAAAAAGACCAGCAAGCGUUCUGGGCAGAUUCAGGAGACGUCUCGAGACUUCUCAAUGACCAAGUUGCUGGCGGAUUCCUUAGCACCCCCUGCUAGAAUCUCUGGCCAUACCCUCAUCCAGGAACGCGACAAACUGUGUGCACUUAUAGAGCAGGUCGCCCGUCUUCCGCAGGGGCAGGGUCUGCACGGUGGCUUGCUAACAGCCAUUCCGCCUAUUCUUGCUAGCUUGGGGCAGCCCAUAAUCGCAUCGUCACCACUCCCAUCUGCAUUGUCGGCGUUGUUCUUGACCCUCGUCUCAGACAAGCACAAUGAAAAGGACCGGGGCGCCAUCACCGAGGCGAUGGCAAGCUACGGCAGAGCACUUCAGCUCACUCGUCGAUUGAUGGAGCAUCUGAAUGAGGAGAGGAGAAGAGAGCUUAUCAUGACUAUUUUUGUUCUCGGAAUGUACGAGGACAUGAACAGCGAGGAUCAUAUCAGACUCACUUCCAACUCUCAUCUUGAAGGAGCAAUGGCUUUUGUUAGGUCUCAAAAGUGUAGGAGUUUUGGCGAGGACACAACUAGAAAGAUAUACAGCGCACUGCUGACUAGAGCUCUCUUCGCCUGUUUCGACGACAUCAAAAGCGACGCGCCCUUUAUAUUCACCUUUAACGACCUCCAGCUCCUUCACGCAGGCCUAUUAGCGGAAAAGAAAACCGACUUUUUAAAUCUCUACAACUCCACCCUUCUCAUUAUCCACUUGCAACUCCGGCAUCUUGAGAGAGAUGCCCGGCUAACAUUCCCUGCUAAUUGCGCCGUCGCCAUCGCCGCUGCCACAAAAGCCCAGGACCUCCUCGAAGCCAUAAUAUCCCUCGAUUAUCAAAUGGCUGAGUGGCCGAGCACACUCCUCUCAGAAUCUAGAUACAUCACGGUACAGCUAUCGCCAGAUGACAGCAUAGAUCUUUGGAGCAGGACUGCAUAUAUUUAUCCGACACUUUCAGCGGGGGAUGACUGGUCACAGUACCGCAUGCUUCGAAUCCUAGCUCACAGUCUGCGUCUGCGAGCGUAUGGCCUCCUCGCAAAUCCCUUAUACGCUCACGGUCUCGGACUUGAAGACACGCAGCUAACCAAGAUAGCCCGGGGUGUAGCGACAGCCCGGAGUGGGAUUCGUGCGCUAGCGAAUGACAUUUGUGCGUCAUUGCCGUACCAUCUAGGCUAUAAAACCGGACCAGGAUCUGGGCGGCGCUAUCCGAAUGACUCCUUCCCUGACGAAAAAUACGCGCGUCGUCUAUCAGCGUUGCAAAUAAGUUGGGCGCUGUAUGUGGCGGGGAUCGGGGAAGGUGUAGAUGCUGCGCAGAGGCUCUGGAUCUCGCGUCAGCUGGACAUCAUCAACCGCGAAAUGGAGAUCGGAAAGGCCGCCGUGCUAGCAGAGCUUGUCAGAAAAGUUGCUGUUCUGGAAGCUCAGAACACGAAUCCUGUCUAUCUUACCUCAUCGUACUAA